Penicillium robsamsonii is the source of this 1002-nucleotide messenger RNA. Its product is annotated as SRR1 family protein. The transcript is spliced from 2 exons. The record is from RefSeq and is a predicted model, not a curated record. The coding region runs from base 1 to 1002 and encodes 333 amino acids. NCBI's taxonomy places the organism in Eukaryota, Fungi, Ascomycota, Eurotiomycetes, Eurotiales, Aspergillaceae.
AUGGGCGACAUAAGCAAUUCAGAGCCCAUGGCGGAAAGAAUCUCGCGGUUGAGCCUUGACUACGCAUACACUACUUGUCGCUUGGCCGAACCUAGGGAGAAACUAACUCUGGAAGAGGCGAAGGCAAUACUCGAUAGACUCUACGAGUCCGGAGUGCCAUUUUUCACCAAAGAGUUAAUCCAAUAUAUGUGGGAUCAGACCAAGCGAGACCUAGCGCAAGGCGACACAAUACUUACGAAAGACGUAACCGGCGCGAUUGUUGCGUACGAUGUGGACACGGGGAAGGUUCAGCCAUGGGUGCUGGCUGAUGAUACGGAAUUGGAAUAUGUGUGCAAGGAACUGGUCCUCGAUUAUCAGUGUCGAGCAUCUCUCAGAAACGAUAUUGAUCGGGGAGGAUACUCGUUAUCACACUGGGAGCUCUGUCCAGUCAGGAUCAUGCAUAAAACACAUGAAUGGGACAGCAAGCUUGAGAAAAUUAUUCCACGGCGUGGCCCCCUGGACCGUGAAAUGGUUGCAAAAAUGUUCCAUGACAAGACCCAAGAAUGGAAAGAGAGCCCAGCCUGCGAGAAGUUCAAGACAAUUCUUUCAUCUUCGGCAAAGAAUCAUGAAAUCGACAAGAUCGUCACGUUUGCUCUUGGUACGAUGUCUCACCAAUGUUUUAAUGAGAACGGUAGUCUCGAAACUAGCGCUGGAUGGUCAUCUGCACUUCAGCAUGCGCUUCUCGUUACCGUGAUGGAAUGGCUAAAAGAAAGAGAUCAUAAAGAGAAAGUCUUAUGUUACUCACAGGACCCAGCUUAUACCGAGGUGGAUAAGAAGAUUCUGGACGAGGAAGGCAUCGAGGUGAUUGAUGAUCCGCGUGGUUGGCUCGAGGUGGACGAGCACUCGGUCGUACUCUCCAUAGCACCGAAUGUGCCUGUGAAGGAGAUUAUUACGGACAUUGCUCGACCUGCAGUUAUUAUUUGGUGUCGAGUGGAAUUCUACGAUGGACUUGGUCAGGGAUAG